AUGGGAAUAAUAUGUUGUUCAAAUUAGGAUAUAAGUAGGUAAAAGAUCGAAGGAGAAGUUGAAUUAGUACCAACAGAUGAGAUAUCUUUAGAUGAAACAAAGAUUAUGAAAAUUUAAACAAGUGUUAGUCGUAAUGAUAUAAAUAUAUUUAAGGUUAUUUGGAUAAACCAAACAAUUUAGAUAAACAGGUUGAAGUUACUAUUUAAAAAAAUAAUUUGGAACCUAAUAUUCAUUAAUAAAUUGUCUCAGUUAAAGAAAUGAUACCAAAUGAUGCAGAAAAUAUAGAGUGGCCUUAAAAUUUAGUUUUAAAAGUAAAAAAUAAAUUAAAUGAAUUGCCGCCUCUUUAAUAAAACAGUUAUCCUUGUUAUUUAAUGAAUGAUGGAUGCUAUUACUAAGGAUAAUUUUAAUAGCUUUAAAAAGCAGGAUUUGGUAGGUAAAUAAAUAUUGAUGGGUCUUUAUAUGAAGGAGGAUUUAAGGGAAAUUAAAAGUCAGGAAAAGGAAGACAAAUAAAUUGUGAUGGAAGUUUGUAAUUAAUAGAUUAUAGCUAGAUUUGAAGGAAAUUUUGAAGAGGAUGAAUUUUAAGGAUACGGAGAGUUUUAAGAUUUAAAUGGAUUAAUGUAUAAAGGUGAAUGGAUGUAAUCAUUAUAUCAUGGUGAAGGUCAUGAAAUUAAUAAAUAAUUCGAAUAUAAAGGUGGAUAUAAAUUUGGAUAUAAAGAAGGAUAUGGAGAAAUGUAAUAUUAAGAUAGAAGCAAAUAUAUGGGUGAAUUUAAGAAAGAUAAAUUUGAAGGGUUUGGUAUCUUAGAGUAUGAAAAUGGAAGAAAAGUAUUAAAAAUAUCAAUUUAGUAUGAAGGAUGGUGGUUAAAUAAUUAAAUGCAUGGAAAAGGUACAUUUAUAUGGCCUGAUGGACGUGAGUAUUCUGGGAAUGUAAUAUUUAAAAUAGCAAUGAAUUUUAGUAUAAUUAUGACAAGAAGGAUGGAUUUGGGGUAUUUAGAUUUAAAAAUGGAAGCAGUUAUAGAGGAAUGUGGAAAUAAGGAAAACAACAUGGUCAUGGAAUGAUGGUAUCUGAGCUUGGAGAUUAAAAAUAAGGUGAAUGGAUUGAAGGGAGGAGGAUAAAAUGGAUAUGA
This is a messenger RNA of Paramecium sonneborni, 1124 nucleotides long. Lineage: Eukaryota; Ciliophora; Oligohymenophorea; Peniculida; Parameciidae. The record is from the annotation of a GenBank genome assembly.